AUGACAUGGAACGUUGGGGGGCUAGCACCCAGCAAACUGCUGGAACUGCUCGACGACUUCGGUGACAGCCCGGACCUGAACUGUGUGUGCAUCGUCCUUGUGCAAGAAAUCAUCACAGAUGCUGGUUUGUUUCAUGCAGAGUCAGACACCUGGCAGCUUGUAUACGGAAAGUGUGAGGGGGAGUUCAGAGGGGAAGGCAUAGCCCACCGAGCAGCACACCACAGCCACCACCACAGCGAGGUUGCGAAGGGGGGAGUGAUUACAACCCUCAAAGGCAAGAACAGCAAAACCAUCACACGAGCGCUGGCAGGACACAUCCCGCAUCAUGCCACCAUCCCCCAAACCCAAGACAUCCUACACGACUGGAGACAAGCACUGGGGGACCGCUGCCGCUUUCUACUGGGCAUUGACGCCAACGAGACCUUUGCCCCUCCCAUCAGCAACACGACAGGCUGUUAUGCUACCACAGGCCGAGGGGAAUGCAUCCUUGAGUGGGCCGAUGACAACAACAUCAGACUACCACCACAAGACCUUAGCACACCUAGCUACCACCCAUACAACCAGCUGAUGCAACCAAGACGACUGGAUUACCUACUGGUCAAGGGGAUCACAGCCGGCAAUGGGAAGGUCGUACCCAGCCCCCCUAGGCUCCCACGCGGGGGAGGACCCGCCCGCGCAACGUGGGGACCGCGCAAACUGCGUCCACCACACCAGGUGGCACAACUCCUGGCAGUCCCCCCGCCCCAGGGGGAGGACCCACACCACAUGAUCGCCACACUAGCAAAAGCUAUCACGAUCCCAGGCAGCGGGCACAACAAAUUCCACGAAAGCACCACACUCCGGGAGAUGCGCAGGGCAGCCAAACUCAUACCGGCAGGUCCUGAAGCCAAGGCGGCCUGGAAGGCGAUAGCCCGCCUCCACAAACAAGAGCAGCGAGCCUGGAGCACCAGGCAGGCCGAACAGGCCGCACAACUCGACUGGAAAUCCCUACGAACCCUCCAGAGGGGGAAAACACACCGCGGCUGGCAACUUCGACUGCAAGACGACCCCAGCUGGCAGGAGCACCUGCAGACACACAUGCGCACUAUCUCGCCAAGCCGCUCCCGCCCGGGGGAACCGCACGAAAGACGCUGCAAAGUCACACCGUGGGUUCCUUUCAGCACACAGGAACUUCAGCAAGUAGCUAAGACCUGGAACAACAACAACAAAAGCACGGGGCCCGACGGGAUUUCCCAUGAAGCAGCGCGAGAACUCCUCGCCAACCCACAAUGGGGGGGGACCAUUACCUAUGUCCUGAACGACAUGCUGUACACCGCCCGCAUCCCCGAGGAAAUUGACCGUGGCGUGACGGUCUUGCUGCCCAAAGUCCCCUCCCCCCUCGAGUGGGGGGAGACCAGACCCAUUACUCUCAGCUCGACCCUGCUCAAACUGGCAGCCCAACUCCUACUUGCGAGAGGGGGGGAAUGCGUCAGAGGGGGGGCCACUCUGCAGUGGGCGAGGCGGGGGCGGCAAGGGGUUGAACUCAUCGCGACGAUUCGGCGCGUGACGCAAAUGGCUCGCGACUGGGGGGUUCCGACAUGGUUGGUUAAAUUGGACAUCCGGAAGGCAUUCGAUAGUGUCUGGCAGCAUAGUAUGAGUGAGCUUGUUGCAUCCAGGAUCGGGGGAGUGCCAUCAUCCCGAUGUCCAGUGCCAGAAGAAGGGGGGGAUCAACCCUGGGAGGCACUACUCUGGCUCAGCAUCCUCGAGACACGCAGCCUCAACGUUGCAGGAGCCCCGAUUCCCCUGAUCUCUUCGGCGCUGUCGAAAGCGGCUCCGCCACAGAAGCCAGACGACCAAGGGGGACCCAGCCCCCCUAGAGCCGGGGGGAGUUUCCUUGACGAUACCUACCUCUGGAGCCAAGACCGCCACCAUCUACAAUGCCUGAUCAACAACCUCGAAAGCGAGCUGGCAGAGGACGGCCUCCACAUCCACCCCACCAAAACCGCCAUUCUCCACAGCCACCCACAAGGGGGGGGAACCUUCCAGAUCAGCAACACCACGGUAGCCUGCCAGCCGCACAAAACAGUCAUCUCCACCCUAGGCUCCCCCAUCACCUUCGGCGAGCAAACGGCACCCAUCAUAGCUGAGAUGUGCAGACGGGGGAGACAGGCCUUCGCCAAACACAAGCAAAUCCUGCUUGCCAGAACCAGUUUCAACACUAGGAUGACAGCCUACAUUGCCUUGGUUCGGAACGCAGCACUUUAUGCAGCAGAGACAUGGCCAGUGAACCAACGCAUCCUUAAAGCAGCCAACUCCCUCCAAGCCCAGCACCUGCGACGCAUGCUCCAUCUGGACAGAAGACCCACAGAACAGUGGGCGGAGUGGCACAUACGCUCACUCAGGACGGCUAGAGUCUACCUGCAGCGGGGAGGUUGGGCAAGAUGGUCCACCCACAUCCUCACCAAAGUCUGGUCCCUCUGGGGCCACAUCGCGAGGGGAGGGGAGGAAGUAAACGCUAUGAUGCGCUGGAAGGACCUCCGUUUCUGGCGAGCAGAACAACGCAAGCCUCCCAAGGAUAGAGUCAGCCACGCAGCUCGCUUCAACCCGGAGGGGGAUGUAGAGAGAGCCCUCGAAAGCAUCGGGGGGACACACUGGAGCAGCAUUGCCACAGACCGCACACAAUGGCAGCUACUCACAGCCAGCUUCAUUGACAGGUUCGAUGUCCCCUGGGCAACAGGCAAGCAGAACAGCAUCCACGACAACCUCGUUCCACACACACCCAGAGGGCCACCACACAGACCAGCCUUGGCACCCUAA
Messenger RNA from Symbiodinium sp. CCMP2592, 2796 nucleotides. Lineage: Eukaryota; Dinophyceae; Suessiales; Symbiodiniaceae. The record is from the annotation of a GenBank genome assembly.